This is a messenger RNA of Helianthus annuus (common sunflower), 1907 nucleotides long. RefSeq lists its product as uncharacterized. The record is from RefSeq and is a predicted model, not a curated record. The transcript has 2 exons. Bases 133 to 1794 code for a protein of 553 amino acids. NCBI's taxonomy places the organism in Eukaryota, Viridiplantae, Streptophyta, Magnoliopsida, Asterales, Asteraceae.
CAAAAUCCAUAAAACUCGGUUACUUUCCGUGUCUGAAUCCCUUCAACGCCAUCGUUAUAGUCAAAACCCUCUAUAAAGCACCCCAAAAUUCUCCCAAAUCCCACAAAUUCUUACAAUAUUCUUCAAAUUCAAAUGGUCGUCAACAAGAAAAACUGGUCGCCGUGGCACCACUCUCCGCCGCCGCCGGAUGCCGGAGCCAAAAAGUUCCGAGUAAAAGUGGAACGUAUAAAGCUAGAAGGAUUCGAACACGGAACCGGAGGCAGAGAUAAGGUUAUGGGGGUCGAAUUGAGGUGGAAAGGUGAACGGAAACACGGGCUGGCGGCCGUCGGAUUUCAUCGCCGGCGGCCGGAACUGCGGUGGUGCAAGGAGAGAACCGUCAGGAAAGGGGAGGUUAUUGUUUGGGAAGAAGAAGAUGAUUUGGAAAACGUUUGUUUGUUUUCAGAAACGUCAGCUAUUGGUGGUGAGAUCGAUGGACAUAAGUUUGUUCCGUGGAUUGUGACGUUAAAAUUAACCUAUGGAGAAUACAUGAAGGGGAAAAUGUCGAAGAUCGGAAACGUAUCACUGGAUUUAGCAGAGUUUGUUUCGAAAAUCGAGUCUCCAGUGAUCGAGAAGAAGCUUCCGGUUGAUCUAAUGGUGUCCGGAUUAACGACACAGGCUACAAUCUCGGUUUUGUUGAGUUUUGUGGAAAUUAGGGACUCUGGUGAGUUUGAUUCUGAGUCGACUCAGUUGGAGGGUACUCGAGUUGUAAGAGCCAAGAAGAAACAAUUGAGUUUGGAAGAUGUGAGUUUAUCUGACUCGGAUGACUCAGUCAUGUUCGACUCGGAUGCAACAUCGGAGUUGCUAUCUACCACUCCACCGUCGUCUUCGGUUGUUGUUAAUCCGGAUAAAAAGACUGGGAUAUUUGAUUGGAAGAGACGGCGAUUAAACUUUAGACCGUCGAAAACAAAAGUUGAAGAUUCCCGACCGGUCACGUUGUUUUCAAAUGACUCGGUUGUCUCGGGUGACAAGUACAAGACGAAUAAUUCGUUUCAAAAUACAUGGGAAACAAGAGAAUUCGUUAGUCGAGACGGUGAGUCAAAGCUUAAUACACAAACAUUCUUCGCUUCUUUCGAUCAACGCAGUGACAAAGCAGCCGGACCAAGUGCUUGUACCGCUUUAGUCACGGUUAUGGCCCACUGGCUCAUGUCGAAUGACUCGACUACAAUGCCAACGGUCCAAGAGUUCGACACACUCAUUAUCGACGGUUCAUCCGAAUGGAGAACCCUUUGCGAAAACACGACCCACGUAGUCGAAUUCCCCGAUAAACAUUUCGACCUUGAAACAGUGUUACGUGCCAGAAUCCGUCCGUUAACUGUUUCCCGCGAGAAAUCAUUCGUUGGGUUUUUCAGUCCCGAGAAAUUCGACUCCUUAACAGGAGUAAUGUCGUUUGAUGAUAUAUGGGAUCGUGAAAUCAGUCGAAACCUAGGGGUGUACAUAGUCAGCUGGAACGAUCAUUUCUUCGUGUUGAAAGUGGAUGAAGGCGGUUACUAUAUUAUCGACACUUUGGGCGAACGGCUCGUUGAAGGGUGCGAGCAAGCGUACAUCUUGAGAUUCGAUAAUGGCUCGAGUUUGACCGAAAGUGGGACGGACCAGGUGGUUUGCAAAGGGAAAGAGUGUUGCAAAGAGUUUAUCAAGAGGUUUUUAGCAGCCAUACCACUUAAAGAACUUGAAACCGAGGAGCGAAAACAGGCUGUUCCAUAUUACUCGUUGCACCACCGCUUGCAGAUCGAAUUCAACUUCUGUAGUAUGGUGUAGCAAACGACUCGAGUCGUAUAUAUUGUAUAUAGUUAGUUGUAUCAUGUAUGUAUAAACUGAAUUGAUAAACUCUUGACAUGUGUUUGUAUUGAUUCAAAAUAAAUGACUUUCAA